AUGGAGGCAACAAAGAAGCAAUCACAGAAUUAUCCCUUUCUCAAAAAAGUUUCUAAAUGCCUUGUGAUGGUUUCUCUCUGCUCAAUCAUAUUAUCCUACUCUUCUUUCCUAACUUUCCUUGAAAACAACUUAAUUUUCUCUGUGUAUAUCUUCCUGCAACUCUCUACCUAUACAAUUGGCAAGAACUGCAUGUUCCUCGUCUGCAAUGGCAUUCUUGUUAUCAUUGUCAAGAACUCGGGUUUGAUCGAGAAUCCUCAGCUGGAAGCUACUGAUUCCCACAGUGAAAAUUCCUUGAAGAGUGGAGUCGAGCAGGUACAAGUACUGCCAAGUAUCAGAGCAUCAGUUGCAGAGGAAAUCAAGCAAGUAAAAGUAGCGAAAGAGAUCAGAGCAUCAUCAGUUGCAGAGGAAAUCAAGCAAGUAAAAGUAGUGCCAGAGAUCAGAGCAUCAUCAGUUGCAGAGGAAGUCAGGCAAGUGGUAGUGACAGAGAUCAGAGCAUCAUCAGUUGCAGAGGACACCAAGCAAGUAAAAGUAGUGCCAGAGAUCAGAACAUUAUCAUUUGCAGAGAAAAUAGAAGAUGGAUCUUUCGGGAAAGAAGAAAAUGUCAUCUUGAUUGGAGAAUAUGAUAAAGAUGAAGAGGAAGAAAAGAAGAUUCUUGUUGUAGAUGAUGAAGAAGAUGAGGAAACUGGGUUGAUAAGUAGGGAAGAGUUGAACAAAAAAUGUGAGGAUUUCAUUAGAAUGAUGAGACGAGAAUUAAGUUUGAAGCUCAGGCAGUGA
Carica papaya (papaya) is the source of this 774-nucleotide messenger RNA. RefSeq lists its product as uncharacterized. NCBI's taxonomy places the organism in Eukaryota, Viridiplantae, Streptophyta, Magnoliopsida, Brassicales, Caricaceae. The record is from RefSeq and is a predicted model, not a curated record.